AUGCUCAUGUUCAUGUCCAUGUCCAUGUCCAUGCUCAUGUUCAUGUCCAUGUCCAUGUCCAUGUUCAUGUCCAUGUCCAUGUCCAUGUUCAUGUCCAUGUCCAUGUUCAUGUCCAUGUUCAUGUUCAUGUCCAUGUUCAUGUCCAUGUUCAUGUCCAUGUUCAUGUUCAUGUCCAUGUUCAUGUCCAUGUUCAUGUUCAUGUUCAUGUCCAUGUUCAUCAUCAUCCUUAUCACUAUUACAGGUUAUAUAUGUUCUAACACAAGAUCCACAUUCAUCAUCCAAUUAUAA
Perkinsus marinus ATCC 50983 is the source of this 288-nucleotide messenger RNA. RefSeq lists its product as hypothetical. NCBI's taxonomy places the organism in Eukaryota, Perkinsozoa, Perkinsida, Perkinsidae. The coding region runs from base 1 to 288 and encodes 95 amino acids. The record is from RefSeq and is a predicted model, not a curated record. The transcript has a single exon.